Molecule: messenger RNA, 841 nt
Organism: Fonticula alba
Lineage: Eukaryota; Rotosphaerida; Fonticulaceae
Product: 30S ribosomal protein S8e
Exons: 4
Coding region: 24-617 (197 amino acids)
Biological process (GO): maturation of SSU-rRNA from tricistronic rRNA transcript (SSU-rRNA, 5.8S rRNA, LSU-rRNA); translation
Cellular component (GO): cytosolic small ribosomal subunit; ribosome
Molecular function (GO): structural constituent of ribosome
Source: RefSeq, a predicted model, not a curated record
UUUCAUUCGGAAAUUUAAUCAGGAUGGGUAUCUCCCGUGCUUCGCGCUACAAGCGCCGCGACACCGGUGGCAAGCGCCCCAUCAUCAUCAAGAAGCGUAAGCAUGAGCUCGGUCGUCAGGCUUCCAUGACCAAGAUUGGUGCUUCUCGCGUCCACACCGUCCGCGUCCGCGGUGGCAACACCAAGUUCCGUGCCCUCCGUCUCGAUAUGGGCAACUUCUCUUGGGGUUCCGAGUCCAUCACCAAGAAGGUCCGUGUUGUUGAUGUCGUCUACAACGCCACCAACAACGAGCUCGUCCGCACCAAGACCCUCGUCAAGGGCUCCAUCAUCCAGGUCGAUGCCGCCCCCUUCCGCCAGUGGUAUGAGUCCCACUAUGGCAAGACCAUCGGCCGCGUCCGCGCCGACUACACCCCCGCUGCCAUGAAGGACACCCUCACCGAGGAGCAGCUCGCCGCCCGCCAGGCCGAGUCCACCGUCGAGUCCGACAUCAUCGACCAGUUCAACACCGGUCGCCUGUACGCUCGCAUCUCCUCUCGCCCCGGCCAGGUUGGUCGCUGCGACGGCUACAUCCUCGAGGGCGCCGAGCUCGACUUCUACCUCCGCAAGCUCCGCAAGUAAGCGGUUGUGUUUCUCCUUGUCGUCCGCCGGCGGGGGGCUCGCGCCCCUCUCUCCUUCGAGAGGCGGCCUGUCUGCAGUGGCGAUCGCGGCAUGCGUGCCCGUGCUCUUCUGAGUGCGUCCGCGCCGUGUGCGCUCGUUUCUCUGCGCGUGUCCCGUUUCACCCCGGUGGGAAACUCCUACACACACACCAUACAGCGCUCCGAAUAAAUGGGUUGAAGAAUUCC